This is a messenger RNA of Didymodactylos carnosus, 759 nucleotides long. NCBI's taxonomy places the organism in Eukaryota, Metazoa, Rotifera, Eurotatoria, Philodinida, Philodinidae. The record is from the annotation of a GenBank genome assembly.
AUGUUUUACAAAACUUCCGUUAAUAAAGGGUUAAAACGUGUAUUAGGUUUAUUAUUUAUUGGAUUUUGUUUUUGGUAUCAUUUCUUGAAACAAACACAAGAAGUUGAAGAAUUCAGUGAGCUUGGAUAUCCAGUGCUACUGCCAAAAACAAAUUUUAAACUUCGACACUUCAGGACACAAAAGAAUGAAAGUGAAGAGAUUAUGUUUAAUCAACAAUUUCCUCGAAAUCAAAUUCAUGUUGUGUAUCAGUUUUAUAUUGAUGAUGACAAAAGAAGACAAAUUGAACUUGAUUUAGCUUUAGAAAAGAAUAUAUUAAACAACGAAAUCGAUUGCAUCCACCUUUUAUUGGAGAAAAAAGGACACAUUCCAUGUUAUUUAUUAAGCAAAUAUGAUAAAUGUAUAUACGUAUGGUUGUUAGGAAAGCGUCUCACAUUUAACAAUGCUAUUGAAUUUUCUCAAAAUCGUCUUCGAGGUCUUUUCGUUGCUGUCAUCAAUUCCGAUGUUUAUUUUGAUAAAACAAUUCGAUUAUUGAAACAAAUAGCUGAAAUGAAAAAUAAACUGAUUGCAUUGAGUGUUAUAGAAGCAGAUAAUAAUGGUAGAACACGAGAUUUAAGAUGUAGUAAACAGUAUAUAGGGAGUCAUGAUACAUAUAUUUUCAAACCGCCAGUAAACAACUUUCAAGAAGUGUACGAUGCAACAGAUGUUUAUGUUGGUGGAAUAACGGGGUGGGUAGAUGAAAAAACUAAUACAUACUUAUAG